This is a messenger RNA of Dentiscutata erythropus, 751 nucleotides long. The record is from the annotation of a GenBank genome assembly. Lineage: Eukaryota; Fungi; Glomeromycota; Glomeromycetes; Diversisporales; Gigasporaceae.
UAAAGAUUCAAAACUCGACGGAACAAAAGCGAUACGUGGUGGAAUUCCUUUAAUUUUUCCUCAAUUUGCUAAAGCAUCUGAACCAUCGGCAGAAACAGCGAAUCUUCCACAACACGGUAUUGCUCGCGUUUCUACAUGGAAAUGGUUAGGUGUUGACGUGGAUAAUGAUGAAGAAUUAUCUGCUAGGUUUUGCCUCACGGAUGCUCAGGUUCCAGAAAAUCUUCACAAAGAAUGGCCAAAGAAAUUUGAACUUAUAUUUAUCGUAACAUUAACUGCCAAUACUUUAAAAAAUACAUUGGAAGUUAAAAAUAAGGGCGCUGAACCAUUUGAUUUUAAUGCUCUUUUACAUACUUAUUAUUACGUCCCGGAUAUUUCCAAGGUUUCAAUCAAAGGGCUAAACAAUAUUACUUAUAUUGAUAAAGUUACAAAUUUCACACGCGCUCUGGAUGCAAAGGAUUCAAUUACAAUCGAUCAAGAAACUGAUCGCAUUUAUGAAAAUGUUCCUCGAGAUGAAUUCCUUAUCGAUUUGUGUCAGCCGGAUGGCGUGGGUAAUUUCACCCUAAAGAAGAUCAAUUUAAAGGAUACAGUUGUUUGGAAUCCAUGGAUUGAUAAAGCUCGCUCAAUGUCGGACUUUGAUGAUGAAGAGUACAAAAAUAUGGUUUGUGUUGAGCCUGGGACAGUUACGGAAUAUGUUAAAUUAGAAGCUGAUAAAACUUGGGAAUGUGGUCAAAUUCUGAAAGUUCAACUAUGA